Sorghum bicolor (sorghum) is the source of this 841-nucleotide messenger RNA. RefSeq lists its product as uncharacterized. The transcript has a single exon. NCBI's taxonomy places the organism in Eukaryota, Viridiplantae, Streptophyta, Magnoliopsida, Poales, Poaceae. The record is from RefSeq and is a predicted model, not a curated record. Bases 224 to 571 code for a protein of 115 amino acids.
GGUACGUAUCUGUCCCCCCGUCCAUGGCUUGUCGAUCAGGUCGUCUUCGCUGACCACCAACGCCUCGCUCGAUCGAGCUCGUCGUCGUCGGGAAUAAAGCCAUGCCAUGGCAAGCACAGAGGGAUAGACAGACAGCUGAUCGAUAGGUCCAGUGCACGUAAGCAGACUGCAGACAUCAUCGUCGAGCAGCCAGGGAGCACCGGUGGUGGCUCAUCGAUCGACGAUGCCGGUUCACGUGGCGCUCCUCGCCGUGCCGGCGGUGGCGGCCGGGUUCCUGCAGGCGUUCCAGUUCGCGUUCCUGCUGUGGCCCUUCAACCUGGCGCUGCCGCUCGCGCGCCACCUGCCGCGGGCGUGCAUCGCGCUCCGCGGGGUCGCGUCCUUCUACGACGCCGAGCUGCGGCGCUACGCGGGCGCCGCCGCCCGGGCCGCCGUGCCCGUGCCCGUGCCCGUGCCCGUGCAGCGGCGGAUCCAUCGGUAUGCCUCGCUCCGCGCCGUGCAGGUGCAGCAGAGGACGGACGGGGAUGCCGUCGUCGCGCACGCCAUGGUCGCGCUCGUCGACAUCUCGUACUGACGCGUGACGCCGUUGGCAUUGCGACUCCGCGCGCACUUCCGGCUGGGCGAUCAAUUCGCCGGACGAAUUGAGUAGAUCCAAAGUGAUUCCUCAGCCUUUUAGCAUGUCAUUUCCAGAGUGUAAAUAACACAGUACGUGUUCUUCUUCCCUACCUUCGUCAGCUGAGGUGUCUAGAUUGCUUCUUCACCGUGGACCUGUUGCGAGCUUCAGUGAAUUGUACAAGGCCGGAAUUCGAGUGCUUGAUUUUUGCCGCACUUGAAGUCGUCACUA